Molecule: messenger RNA, 952 nt
Organism: Ipomoea triloba (trilobed morning glory)
Lineage: Eukaryota; Viridiplantae; Streptophyta; Magnoliopsida; Solanales; Convolvulaceae
Exons: 2
Coding region: 2-916 (304 amino acids)
Molecular function (GO): nucleic acid binding; zinc ion binding
Source: RefSeq, a predicted model, not a curated record
GAUGGUUCGUGAUUUGGGGUCUAAUCGAUAUCUGUUUACUUUCUACCAUGAACGUGACAUCGCCAGGGUGCUGUCUGAUGGCCCCUGGACUUUCGACCAAAAUCUGGUCUUGCUUCGUCGUUUGGAGGAUGGUGACGAUCCGAUGAUAGUAGCCUUAACAAAGGCAUCGUUUUGGAUACAGAUGCAUGAUGUUCCUGUGGGCUUUAUGUCUGAUAAAGUGGCGCGAAUGAUAGGCAAUCAUGUGGGCAUCUAUGAACAGUCCGAUAGUCGGAGUUUUGAUGGAAUAUGGAGGACUUUCAUCCGAGUUCGCACAACGAUCGAUGUGACUAAGCCGUUGAAGGCUAAGAUGAAGAUGAAGAAGCCGGGUGGGGAGUGGUUUUGGGUCACCCUGCGUUAUGAGCGUCUCCCAUCAUUUUGCUUUCAUUGUGGCAUUAUCGGCCACGCUGAUAAAUUUUGUCCAGAAGCUUUUGACAAACCUAUGCAGUCGACUGAGAGGCCGUUCGGGUCUUGGAUGAGGGCUGGUGGUCGACGGGGAGGGACGACAACUCCAAAUAAGUGGCUGGUUCUUGACCAGUCGACGGCGGGAAUGUCGGCAAGAGCCUUAGGCAGAUCGGGUUCUCCGGUGACGAGUAAUGAGAAAUUAAUGCAGCAGGUCGUGGGUAAUAUGCCGUUACAUGGAUUGAAUGUGGAUAAUGAUGAGGGAGUGAGGGCAUGUGAGGGGUCGGGUGAAUUAAAUGCUGAGGGAGGGUCUGAGGGUGUGGUCUUUACUGACCAAAAAAGGAAAAAAACGAUUAGUGAGGGGGAGAGUGAGGAAUCUGGGCCGGGUAUUUGGAAUAGCCCAAUGAUUGUGGAGGAAGUGGGACAUUUUAAUUCUGAGGAGGUGGGCUCUGGAUUCCAGGCCCACCGGGCCCAAUGAGUUGCUUUAGUUGGAACUGUCGUGGGCUUGGAAACC